Molecule: messenger RNA, 2601 nt
Organism: Castor canadensis (American beaver)
Lineage: Eukaryota; Metazoa; Chordata; Mammalia; Rodentia; Castoridae
Gene: Bod1
Product: biorientation of chromosomes in cell division 1
Source: RefSeq, a predicted model, not a curated record
CCGUCGUCACCACCACCACCACCACCACCGCCACCCCCGUCGUCACCACCACCACCACCACCACCGCCUCCGUGCUGCUCUCCCCCACCCCUGCAUAACUCAGCCUCUCUGUAUCGGAGAAGUCGUAUUCGGGUUCCCGCGCGGGCUCGGGUCGCAGGCAUGGCUGACGGUGGCGGCGGCGGGGGCACGGGCGCAGUGGGCGGUGGCGGAGCAGGCCAGUCUUCGGCGGGGACAGCGACCGGCGCAACGGGGGCCGGCGGGAGCGGCGGUCCCAUCAACCCGGCCUCGCUGCCUCCCGGCGAUCCGCAGCUCAUCGCUCUCAUCGUGGAGCAGCUCAAGAGCCGGGGCCUGUUCGACAGCUUCCGCCGGGACUGCCUGGCCGACGUGGACACCAAGCCAGCUUACCAAAACCUGAGGCAGAAAGUGGAUAAUUUCGUUUCAACACAUCUGGACAAACAGGAAUGGAAUCCAACAAUGAACAAGAAUCAAUUGCGAAAUGGUCUGAGGCAAAGUGUGGUUCAGUCAGGGAUGUUGGAAGCAGGAGUGGACAGGAUUAUUUCUCAGGUGGUGGAUCCAAAACUAAACCAUAUCUUCAGGCCACAGAUAGAGCGAGCAAUUCAUGAGUUCCUGGCAGCCCAGAAAAAAGAAGCUGUGCCAGCACCACCUCUGGAGCCUGAAAGCCAGGAUCCUCCAGCUCCAUCCCAGGAUGCUUCAUAAGAAUAUGUCUGAUGCCUUUCGAAUGCUCCAUUUAUUUAUUGGUGAAGAAAUGGAUUCCUGUUUCAUAAGAGUACUUCGGCCAGCCAGGGUCACCACUGAUGUCAGGAUUUUGGCCUUGACUUUAGGGCAGUGUUUAUAUUGAACAAGGAGCAAAUUUGGUAAUGGGACAGUUGCACGUGUGUGCCCCUUCGUUGCACUGCCACUUGGCCCAGCCUGUCCAGGUGUAACACCCAAUAGACACUACAGAAGUAUCGACACUACAGCAACCUGGGAUUGUCCUGAAACAAACAUUUAUACUUGAACGUGAUGACUGUACGUGGAUUUAUGGUCCGUGCUCUGGGAUAAACAGAAACUACACUGAAAGAACUUAACCAGUUCCAAAGGUAAUUUCCAAAAAUAAGGACAGUUUGAUCAGUGGGAAUAGGUACUUGACAGUGCUUUUGAUACUGUGUCUGAGUUACAAACAGGAAUGUACACGCCGUUAACAUCAGAUAACCUUAAAGUUGUGGCCUUCUUGUAUGUGGGUCUUCUAGUCAGUUUCCUUUCCCUUCUCAGAGGUGACAAAACAUGGAGCCUUAGAGAGAAUGAGGGAACUCUGACAUUGUAUUAAAACCACUGUAGCUUCCUGUCCAGGGCUGCUUUCUGUCCUGCAAGGGCUAGUGAGUCUGGGAUGUGUUUGUUCUAUUCUCAUGUUUGUGUUUUUUAGAAAACUGAAGGAUCAAUAAAUGGCAUUUUAUAAUAAAAUCGCACUACUUUUUCUCUGAGGCUUCAAGUGAAUCGUUAAAUCUGUGAAGGAGCCCCUUUUCCCCUGCUUGUGACUCUCUGGUCUAACUCAGAACUGCUCUCUCAAGCUGUUAGAUGCAGCUAGUUGGUGGGGGGCCUGUAAGCAGUGCCUUUCCCCCAGGAAUUAUUACUGAUACUGGUCAUCAGCAGAGGGCAGUAUGUUUUGUCAGCAUUUCUCAGACUUCGGUGUGCGCAAGGAUCACCUAGGAUCUUAGAAAGAUGUAUGUUCUGAUUCAGAAGUUCUGGGCUGGAGCCUAAGAGUUUGUCCUUCUCACAAGUUCUCCUGAUGAUGCUGAUGCUGUAUGCCUCCACUGCACUUUCUAGUGAGCCUUGGACAACAUCAAAGAUUUUUUCAGACUAAUAUUCCUUGGAUUGUAAUUGAGUCUGUAUUGAAUAUUGCUGAUGUGCUUAGUUUAUUGUUUUGAGGGCUUGGGGUUUGGGUUUUUUGUUUGUUUUGUUUUUUUCAGCGGAGGGGCGGGGAGUGGUGCUGGGAAUCAGUGAGCUCACGCUCUGCGGUUGUGCUGCACCCCGUGCCCUAAUCUGAUGAACUUUAACCCUUUAGUUGAAUCCACGUUAAAAUGAAGGUUCCACUUCCACAUUUAGUAUAAAUACCCCUAAGUGGUGACUGCUGUGCCAAGAAUUCAGCAAGUUGUUUUUGCAGCAUGACCUCAUUUUAAAGCAAGCUAGCCAUACCAUCAUGGCAGACAACAAUGACAUCUGAGCUAUAGUCUGUUUUUCCAUCUCCUGGUGGAUGUAAUUCCAUUUCUAGCUGAAACACGUUGUUGGCCUUUUUUAGCUACAGGACUCCACAACCAAAGCUCUCCGACUCUACUGAUAGGUAAAUACGAGUGGCCGGCCUACCCGUUCUACUUUUGCAGAGCUGCUUAGACUGAGGUCUUCAAGAUUACAGACCUUCAAGACUACAACUCGGUUGCUCCUUUCCCAUGAGACAUCUCUCUAGGAGGGAGGUUGCUGUGUACAGCUAUUUCCAGUCAACCCUCCCAGCAUCUUGCUUGUCCAACACUGACCUCAAUUCAACAAGAAAGAGGUGUGAAGUGCUGGUGGCUCAUGCCUGUAAACCUAGCUAUUGAGGAGGCAGAG